Metopolophium dirhodum (rose-grain aphid) is the source of this 1726-nucleotide messenger RNA. RefSeq lists its product as uncharacterized. The record is from RefSeq and is a predicted model, not a curated record. NCBI's taxonomy places the organism in Eukaryota, Metazoa, Arthropoda, Insecta, Hemiptera, Aphididae. Bases 1167 to 1589 code for a protein of 140 amino acids. The transcript has 4 exons.
UUCAAAUCUAACCUAUAUGGAAAUAUUGCAUAAAGUAUUAACACUAUAUCCUAUAAUUUAGUUUUGGGUUGGAAAAAAUGAAGUAUGCUAGCGUUGUAUAAACAAAUUAACUUUUCUUUAACUUAAUAAAAAGUUAACAAAAUUUGUGUAUUAACUUUUAACUGAACUGAGUUAAAUUAACUUUUAACUUUUAACUUUUUGUUAUUGGUGCAUAUUAACUUAACUGAGUUAAAAAAAAAUCAUUAACUUGCCCAGCCUUGGUUAUUGCAUUUUCAACUGUUAUAGACGCGCAUUUACGUGAAGCAAUUAUUGUUGUAAACGUUUUUUGCCGUAUCCCUUUGUGCGCUGAACAUUUUUUUUUGAUUUUAUAAUCAUUCGAUAUCGUUGUUUAAUUAACUAUUACCUAUACUGUAUAAAAAGUAUUAAUAGUACUUAUAUAGGUACGAUGACUGCACCAAGUUUAAAAAGGGUAAGUGAAAUAAUAUUUUUUACAAACAUUUUUCUGUAGACUUCAGACGGUAACUCGUAUGGUACAUUGGUACCUACGUAUGUACGAAAAGGUCAGGCCAUGCAUAGUUUAAACUUUAAGUACCUACUUACCUAUUAUCAAACUUUUAAGUAGGAAUAUUACGUAUUCUCAGCGUCAACUUUUAUUCGAUAUUUUAAUUUUCAAGCGAGAUAUGAUCAUUUUAUUUUAUGUUUGUAAGAUGGUGACUAGAAAUACAGUUAUUAUAGGUAGUAUAGGUAGAUACACAUGUUAAGUACUUUUUUGACAUUAAAAAGAUCACUAAUUUUCUUUUUUUUUGAGAAAUAUCCCCACUCGUACGCACGUACGCGUAGAAGUACGCGCUACUAGUGAGAAACGGUGGUGGUGUGUAUUGAGCGUGUGGCGGACCAACUACCGCAGACGAUAUUCAGUCGCGGGCUCGCCAGAGAGGCGAUAUGUUGUCAUUUAAUGGUAUCGGUGAUCUACGUUUUCUUAUAAUAUAAUAUAUAUAUAUAUAUAUUAUAAUUAUUAUUCCAUCGUCGCUGCCAAACCAGUCGGUGUUUCAUUUUCAAAUUCACUCUUGCUGCAACGCCGUUUCACCCCCUAAAAUGUGGACUGUUGUUUGCUUCGAAGACAACAGCAUAGCAGCUGUACCUCAAUUUUGGUUUGAGAGAGGAGUAUGCGCAUGGCCCAAAAAAUCACCGAGAAAAUGUAUAGAGCGACGCAUAAAACCAAACGAAGUGGAUUUUCAAUACUUAAAAGCAGUCUUAUUGAUGCCCGUUCAUUUGCUAAAGAUAAUUCUGAGGUUUCUUCAAAUGAAAUUUAUGUGUUUGAAGAAAAUAAAAAAAAUAGAAACAAAAGUAUUCAACGGUCAAGUGCUGGUUCAUCUAAGGAAUUCAUUGUUCCUAAACUUCCAACGGUUUCUUCUGAUGAAUCUGAAGAUGAAGAAAAUCCAGGCAAUUCAUGUUAUCCAGAUGCAUCAUCAUUAUCCCAAACUGAUGAACUAUUCGCCAAUAAUAGUCCAUCAAACUCUGUUGAAUCUCACAAGAAACACAUAAAAUAUUUUAUAUAUAUUUUAAGAGAUUAUAGUAAAAACAUUUGAUCCUCUGCCAAAUAGUGAUCUAAUAAUAUUAUUGUGACAAUAAUCAAAAAUAUUCCUCGAAUAUACAUCAAAUAUUUAAAUUUAAGAAUGAAUAUUGUUAAAAAAUUGUAAAAAUAUAAUUUUGCUGUGUGGGCAGG